Pleuronectes platessa (European plaice) is the source of this 798-nucleotide messenger RNA. Its product is annotated as saxitoxin and tetrodotoxin-binding protein 1. The coding region runs from base 90 to 722 and encodes 210 amino acids. The record is from RefSeq and is a predicted model, not a curated record. The transcript has 6 exons. NCBI's taxonomy places the organism in Eukaryota, Metazoa, Chordata, Actinopteri, Pleuronectiformes, Pleuronectidae.
AACGAGCCUCCUCUGUAUAAAGGCCGAGCGACUCCAAGCCGUCGUGACUCUGCUCUGCUGUGCUGUUUCCCCCGACCGGCCGUGACAUCAUGAAUCUGUGGCUCAGCUCUCACUUCCUGGUUGUGGGUUUGUUUGUCUGCAGCGCAGCACCGACACCUGAGGAAUGUUCACAGCUGGUCUCACCGCUGUCUGAGGACAUCGGCUCCAAGAUGUUAGGCAGCUGGAACGUUCUGGCUUGUUACACUCAAGGUGAAUUAUUCCACCACAUCCUGAAGAUCACAGAAAGCUCAAGGUUGACUAUCACAAACAGCAGCGAUGGUGGAGUUGAAUAUUCUGAGCACAACAAGAUGAAAGGACAAUGCUUCAGCUCGGUGGCUCACGUGAAGAUCGACGGUGACACGGCAACGGUGUCGAUGCUGAACAUCACGUCUGUGUUCCACGUGUUAUCGAGCAGUGACGACUUCCUGGUCUUCAACGUGAACAGCACCAUCGGGAACCUGGAUCAGACUCUGAACUUCAUGAACAUCAGCCUCUCUGGAGUCGAGGGGACCACGGCUCACUCUGUGUAUCUGAUGGGCCGGGAGACGAGGGUGAAGGACUCGGACCUGGAGCGUUUCAAGCGUCAGGCGAGCUGCCUGGGCUUCUCCAGAGAACCAGACUUUCACCACGACCAGAAGAAAGACUUCUGCACCGAGGCAGAAUCCGUCAAGUUGAUGUUCUGAAGUCGAAACUCAACGGUCGUCAAUAUUUCAGAUUGAGCAACAAGAAGUAAAGACACAAAUCCCUAAAAACAUCCAA